Messenger RNA from Xenopus laevis (African clawed frog), 1660 nucleotides. RefSeq names its product ICOS ligand (gene icoslg.S). Gene Ontology annotation, biological process: regulation of immune system process; negative regulation of T cell proliferation; positive regulation of T cell proliferation. Bases 166 to 1059 code for a protein of 297 amino acids. The record is from RefSeq and is a predicted model, not a curated record. Lineage: Eukaryota; Metazoa; Chordata; Amphibia; Anura; Pipidae. Gene Ontology annotation, cellular component: plasma membrane; external side of plasma membrane. The transcript is spliced from 6 exons.
UGUUACAUUGUAUCAGUGAGAAGUACAGUGCUCAGGGGCCACAGUGCUGUGUGACCGGGGGAAUGGGCAGGAGCUGGAAAGAGCGCCAGGCAGAGCACUGGGGGGGGCCCGCUGUCCUAAUUAAAUAAACUACCCGGGGGCAGCAGGAAACUGAACUGCAGGGCAAUGUCUGUGUGUGACAGGUUGCUCCUUGGUCUCCUGUGGAACCUCAUAUCUGGUUGGGCGAAUGGUACAUCCCUUUUUGGACGACUAGGGACCAAGAUGGAGAUGCCCUGCAGGUACCAGCCUCUCCAGGCCCCUUUGCACCAACUUUACGUGUACUGGCAGAUUAAGGUUUCAGAGGAAGACUUAACGGUUGCUGCAGUAGUUGAAGGGCAGGUGGAUGAGAAAUUCCAACAUUGGGCAUACAAGGGUCGUGCGUGGUUGGAUCCCAUGAAGCUUAAAGAAGGAGACUUCACCUUGUACCUCUCCAAUCUGACUGAGAAGGACCAGGGGACAUAUUUGUGUAUUGUUAUGUUUAAGAAACUGCCCAUGAUGACACUUAUGCAGAACAGCACGGUGAAACUCAAGGUUCAGGCCGAGUUCAGCAUCCCAACUGUCUCCAUCAACAUGAUGCCUGGGCUGGAGGUCACGCUCAUCUGUAAUUCAUACGGAGGGUUACCGAAGCCAAGGGUCUGGUGGCUGAACUCAGUGGAUGGAUCCCUGCUUGGUUCUGGUCACUUGAAUAUCACUGUAAAUGUUACCCAGUCCCUCAACAUCACCUGCAUCGUGGAGAACCCACAGGGAAAUGUCACCUCACUGCCAUACUUCCUAGAAAUCCCACCUCAUAAUGAGCAUUAUGCUGAGCGGCAGAGUCACGUUUCGGAAACUGUGAUUGGUACAAUAUUACCUUUAAUUGUAUUGGCCCUGUUGGCUGUUGGACUGUGUCUAGCAAGGAAACCUCAGUGCGUUUGGCAAGUGGAACCAAAGGAUAAUAAGGAGGGCACCGAAUUACCAUUACAAGGAAGGAACCCUGAGGUGAGAUGGGACAUGAACCUGGAUGGGCAAGUAAAGCAAUAGAGGGAUGAAGAGAAACUCAUGGAGACAUAGAACUUUGGGACAAAUGAAAUGUGACUCCUGUGGAAGAAUUUGCUGUGGUGGUUCCUGUCCCCCAUACAUCCCAGGCUCCUUUUGGAGGUGACGUUCUGUUGUUGGUGGGAAGGUACAGUAGAAGCUCAGAAUGAUCACGUGGCCUCAAGAUUAGACCUGAAACCUGUGUUGCACCAGUUGCCAAAUAGUUCUUCUUCUGUCUGAUUUGUUUGUCGGAGGCUAUGAGGGGCACCGCAGAGGAAUGACACAAGAUUCGUUUCUGUUUAAAAUGUGAACUCAAGGGGGCGGACUGCUGCAGUCCAGUAACCCAUAGCAACCAUACAACUAUCAGUUUUGAGUGAUGUAUUGCCGUUAGAAUGAUCAAAGCAUAUUGAUAUGUAAGGACCAUGUUGUACUAGUACCCCAAAAAUGCAAUUUUUUCUGCAUCUCACUGAGAUCUUUAUCGGUAUUUAGUGUGUGGUGGGGCAUGUACCAGACUGUAUCCACUCUUCCAACCCCUACAGCCAAGAUGCCUCACAUGGAAUGGAGAAGAUUGAUAAUUAAAUUAGCCUACCGGCUUUAGUAUAACUUA